Molecule: messenger RNA, 590 nt
Organism: Ascoidea rubescens DSM 1968
Lineage: Eukaryota; Fungi; Ascomycota; Saccharomycetes; Ascoideales; Ascoideaceae
Exons: 1
Coding region: 160-411 (83 amino acids)
Source: RefSeq, a predicted model, not a curated record
CAGCAACGACACUCGGUUAAGACACUGAAUUUUAGCUUUCUAUCUAAGUGAAAUUCAUUAUCAGCAGUUAAGAUUGAAGAGAGUGAGCAAUUCAUAUCAGCUACAGUAGAUAUAAUCUUUUAUUCUAAAAAGGAUGAUGAAGGAGGGGUUGAAAAUGAAAUGUUUGCAUAUGCAUUAGAUAAGAGCAAACAAAAUAAAGCUUCAAACUUUCAUCCAGUUGAAAGUUUUGAUGUCGCAAAAUAUUCUUUCUCAGUUUUAUUUUCUGCUACCAGAAAUUUCGGUCCAAUGAAUGCUGGUAUUUCAAAAUCAGUUGCACAACCAAUCUCAAUCAACGAUGAACCGGUUAAUAAUCUUGGUGAAUUUGAUAAUAUAGUAUAUGGCAAGCAUUUUUUUUUGAAUGGGAGAAGAUGAUUGAUAAUUUGAAACAGUGUGAAAGUUUCAGUAAAUUAAGUGCAAACAAAAAGUUGGUUCAGUUGGUUAAAAGACAGUAGAUCAAUAGGUGGUUUAUAAUUCGUUCUUUGAGUGUUUUAAAUGAGUUGGUAAACUACUUAUUGUUAUUCAGUGGAUCAGAGGAGAUAUUUCAAAUCGAU